UCCUAUUUCUAACUGUCAAUAAUUUUUUGAAUUUUGAAAUAACCGAAAAUGAAUUGUCGUAAUAAAAAGGCAUUUGAUUUUGUGGCGGUGGAAAAAAAUAUAAAGGAAAAUUUUAAAAAAAAUGAAAUUAUUCAAACAAAAUGGUUACAACGAUUUGAAUGGAUUUUGGAUGAUUACAAAUUGAUGCAAGAAGAAUUAGCGAAUUUACGAAAGGGAAAUAAAAUGAAAACAAAUUUUGUAUGCAGAAAUAAAAAUGAAAGGACAAUUCGACCAAUUCCUGUUACAACAACCGGAGAAUAUGGCUGGCUAGCGUCAAAAUCGGAAUUUCAAUUGGAAAAUCCUUGGGAUUAUAUUGUAAAAUUUCCGAAUCCUAUGAAUGAGGUUAGAUUAUUGAAAGGAAACAUUCCUAGUCUUACGCCUGGAAUUGGACAUUUUUGUUAAGAAAAAAGAAAAAGGUUUUCGAAAUGUCGUUACAUUUCUAUAAUUUAUUAGUUCGUGGCUUAAGGCAGCAAAAAAAUACCAAGGUUUAUUCAUUUAUCAUAAUUCUCUAUCAACUACCGCACCCUGCUCUAGUUGAAAUUUAGUAAUUUUAUAGUAACUUUUAAUUUUAACUAGAAUGUCACUAAAUUUUAGUUGUUUUUCUAUAUUGUCCCUACUCGCCAAAAAUCCCCACUCGCUAUUUUUCAUAAUUCUCGCGUCAACUACCGCACCCUGUUCUGGUGAAAUUCUAGUUAAAAUUAAAAUUUACUAAAAUUCCAACUACCGCAUCCUGCUCUAGUAAAAUUUUUAGUAACUUUCUCGUAACCAUUAAUUUUAAUAAUAAAGUCACAAAAUUUUCACUAGAGCAGGGUGCGGUAGCUGAAAUUCUAGUAAGUUUUAAUUUUAACUCGAAUUUCACUGGAACAGGGUGCGGUAGUUGACGCGAGAAUUAUGACAAAUUGCGAGUUGGGACAAUAGAAACCAGUCAAAAUUUAGUGAAAUUUUAGUUAAAAUUAAAAUUUACUAAAAAGUCACUAAAUUUUCCCUAAAGCAAGAUGCGGUAGUUGAAAUUCUAGUAACAUUUAAUUUUAACUAGAAUUUCACUAGGACAGGGUGCGGUAGUUGAGGAGAAUUAUCAUAAUUCUCUAUCAACUACCGCACCCUGCUCUAGUGGAAAUUUAGUAAUUUUAUAGUAACUUUUAAUUUUAACUAGAAUGUCACUAAAUUUUAGUUGUUUUUCUAUAUUGUCCCUACUUGCCAAAAAUCCCCACUCGCUAUUUUUCAUAAUUCUCGCGUCAACUACCGCACCCUGUUCUGGUGAAAUUCUAGUUAAAAUUAAAAUUUACUAAAAUUCCAACUACCGCAUCCCGCUCUAGUAAAAUUUUUAGUA
Molecule: messenger RNA, 1369 nt
Organism: Leptopilina boulardi
Lineage: Eukaryota; Metazoa; Arthropoda; Insecta; Hymenoptera; Figitidae
Exons: 3
Coding region: 49-441 (130 amino acids)
Source: RefSeq, a predicted model, not a curated record